AUGGAGGACGCCGCAGAAGGAUUCGAUUCCUCGAGGCAGAUGAGGCGCCUGUUUAUACGAAGCCUUGUACGACUGGUCGUAACCAUGGUUCUCGCUUUCACUGAGGGUGCUGUCCUAUUCGUAUAUUCUACUCCGGCCGCCAUUACGACUGCGCAACGGCAACAGUUCAACGCCUUGAUCCUCGCUGUUUCGAUUGCUCUUGGACUUAACGUUGCCAGCUCGCUCAAGUCCAAUGUUAGCCAUCUUCGAUGGUGGCUCUUCAGUCUUAGAGAGAGGUCACCGCAAGAGGCAGAUUUAAUACUUCAAAUCGAGGAAAUCGGCCGCUUAGCAAAACUUGGGCUCACGACUCGACAUUUCUCUGUCCGCUUCUUCGUAAUGGUGUGGAUAUCGUUUCAUCUAGUCUCUCAAGUUGCCAUCGCAUUGCUCGGUUUAACGUAUAAUACAAACGAUUCCACCAACUUCCUGGUCACUCAACCUGACCUCGUGUUUCUACGCAAUAUGACGGAUAUAAACAAUGGUGUCAGACUUCGCGAAUUGUCCGAUUCGCAGUCCGUUCUUGUCUUGAGACAUGUCGCCAAUAGCUUUGGAAAAAUGUCCAUUCCGUGGCGAGUCGACGCUCGCGAGAGCACAGAAUCGCUCGAGACAAGAUUGCCUCGUCCGGGUACGAAGAUCGACGUUGAUAACCAUCCAAUCUUCUGCGAAGCCGAUACUACCACUUGUCGAUUUGUAUUCGCGGAGGAUUCUGUCUCCAGUCAGGUGUCUGGACUCAAUGUGGCAACCAAUCGUCAUGUCUCAGCUACAACGACAUGUCAAAGCUGGAGAGUCAGCGGCGGUGGCAAUGGGCUAGAGAAAAGUAUUACUCUUGCCGAUGGCUUUAAUACUACGGUUGGGCCGAUCCCAGCGCUCAACGGGCCGAACCAGAACCUCUUCAUGUUUGAUCCCAACAACCCUCGGUCGUCAGGGGACUCGUGGGCAAUCAUUACCGUACUUGAAGCUUCAGAUGUCAGACCCAGGUUCUAUAGUUGCAAUGUCACCCUUGGGCCCGUCGUCAACGCCAAACUGAGAGAACACCAGUUAGAAACCACUGUUAGGAGGUUGUCGACGCAGGCCAUCGCACUUCAAAGCUACGGGCCUUCCACCACGGGAACGACGAAUAGUACCGAUACUAUGCAGUUUCAAAGCUAUCCGGUGACUGAUUACUAUGGAGAGAAGGCUAGAGGCGACGUAAACCAAAUGGGCAGUCGAAUAUCGAUGUUUUGCAUCGGUGCGCUCGGCGGUCUUUCACUCAACAGCCCCGUGGUGGAAGUACCGGGCAUGGCACCAAUUCAGAGUGCUUCGAUCCAAGUAUUCGACUGGAAUUACGUGUACAUGAUUCUCGGUUUCACCGUAGGCUUUCAGACACUUGUUUCAAUCGCGUCAAUCACGGUGGGCAGUCGUGUGCAAAUCAACUCCAGAAGUCAUUUGGCCAUGGCAACGUUAUUACAGCCGGUUACACAGGACUUGGGCAAAGCCGUCUAUACCGCUGAUGAGAGGCACAUCGCGAAACUCAUGGGCCCAAGGGCAAAGCUUGCAUAUGUGCCCGAUGAGCUCGGUGCUUACCACAUAGUGAAGAGCGCGGGUUGA
Molecule: messenger RNA, 1623 nt
Organism: Pochonia chlamydosporia 170
Lineage: Eukaryota; Fungi; Ascomycota; Sordariomycetes; Hypocreales; Clavicipitaceae
Exons: 4
Coding region: 1-1623 (540 amino acids)
Source: RefSeq, a predicted model, not a curated record